GCUUCACUCACUACUUUUGACAAGAGCAAUGAUGUUAAAAAAAUAUCUGGGCUUGAAAAUAUUUACGCUAAUGGAUUUAACGAUUUUGUCAAGAUCGUACAUAGAAUGGUAGAAGCCGAGAAUUUGAUGGCCAGUGCUUUCGAGGUGCAUGCUUCGAAUGACGUUAAGAGUCGUCUAUUAGAUGAGAAAAAACGUGCUAAGAAGUGGAAACAAGAUAGAGAACGAUUCAAUGGGGAAAUGAAGGCCCAAAUGAAAAUUUUUGACGAAGAACUAAGGAGAUAUCGAGAUAAAUACCGUGAAUUUAUCAGGGCUAACGAAGAAUUAGAAAGAGUGGAUGCUGAUAAGACUCAUUCACGUCUUGAUGUUGAAAAGGCCACCGCAUAUGCGCUUCAAAAAAAACGGGAUUUCAAUCGGGCAAAGAGUGACUAUGGCAUUGCGUUAGAACAAUUCAACAUUUAUCGCCGAACGCACUAUUCUCACACCUUGCCUAGUUGGGGAAUGGGUGGACAUAAAAUUGAUUCUGAUAAAAUUGAAUGCACUCGGGCACUUAUUGAUAUUCUUGUCGAACGUCUCCGCGUCACUAUUGAUAGACUCGUUACAGUUUGCGAUGAACUUCGGGGUGUAGCCGAUAUUUUUGAUGCUGAUUCUGUAAGCUUUUUUAUUAAUCACUGUGUAUACUUCCAUAUAUGUAUUUUUAUAUUUGCCUUCAUUCAUUACAAGCUGAAUAUGUUCCUUUUGUGGUUAAUUCAACUAAAUCAUGAUAUUCAUUAA
Messenger RNA from Protopolystoma xenopodis, 771 nucleotides. The record is from the annotation of a GenBank genome assembly. Lineage: Eukaryota; Metazoa; Platyhelminthes; Monogenea; Polystomatidea; Polystomatidae.